Messenger RNA from Anguilla rostrata (American eel), 5081 nucleotides. It is a transcript of the gene gpatch1, whose product is annotated as G patch domain containing 1. Lineage: Eukaryota; Metazoa; Chordata; Actinopteri; Anguilliformes; Anguillidae. Gene Ontology annotation, cellular component: nucleus. Gene Ontology annotation, biological process: mRNA processing. The transcript has 23 exons. Gene Ontology annotation, molecular function: RNA binding. The record is from RefSeq and is a predicted model, not a curated record. The coding region runs from base 1787 to 4687 and encodes 966 amino acids.
UAUUAUUUUUUUUAUUUUUGUUGUUGCGUUUUAUGGUGAUGAUGAUGAUGAUGAUAGGGGUGGUGGUGAUUUUGAUGUUGUUUUGUAAUUUCAGGAAUUUAAUUUCUGUACAUUAAGGAAACAUGUCCCCCUCAAAAUGAAUUACUGUGACCAUUUAUAUGGUGCACUCUCACUUUAAGGACAAAAUUGAGAUGUGACCCCACCUAUGAGGAUCCAGUAUUAUGUUGGUGUUUACAUCUACCCAGGGGAAGGAUUUGGAGAACUUGUGAGCAGCAAGCACAAACGAUGAUGCAUCAUCACAACACGUUAUUGAUUACGACUCGAUUGUGUUUUAGUUUGAAUGUAGAUCUGGUUUCACACCAGGUCUAAGGACUUUACUUUGCAUCAUUUUGCAUUAGUUUCCUUAGAAGGCACAAGGGAGUUAUGAGAUGGAUUUAACAUUUAAAAAUCAACAUCGGGUCAAUGUUUGGGGGCAUUUUGUACAAUGUCCUUCAAAAUGGUAUGGAUAAAAUACAUUUUAAAACUCCAGUGAAAUUGACACUAAUGGUUAAUGGUUAAUUUAACCUGUCGAUUGUUUUUAGAGGAAAGCCACAGUUUUGCAUUGCAAACAGGCCUUCGUAUGUUGCUCUGUAAUGACCCCUAUUGGGUGCAGUUUGCACAGUGUAUGUCAAGUAACUCAAAAGCAGCGAGUACGGUGACGUUAUGUCUCCCAAUUGUUACCCAAUUAUAUCUAUUCUUAUUUUCAGUUUAAAGUACCUCCUAUGCCACCUGCCACCUGGGACCACUGCGUGCAAGGAAACAAGUACUGCAUAAAUCUGAUACGUUUACAACUGUGAACAAAAACUGUAGAAUGAAUCUGUUCAUAUGUACGGUCCUCUGGAAACAUAGCAUCGCUGAGAAACCUGCAUUGGAGUUACUUGAAGUGCAUUUUCCUCCUUCAGACCACAAAUCUCUGAACGCCUCAAGCCAGUCAUUAUAAAGUCACCAUAUAUCACCAGAAAUUUGUGUAUACUUCCAUAAAAUCCUGCAUCACACACUAAGCGCUGUCUGGCGUAAUCAGAAACAGAAAGUGAACUAUCCCUUUAAGGUGUUUCAGAUGUUCGGGAUAUAGGAUGAGGGCCAGAAUUACCCAGCCAGAUCGAGAGAGAAUUUGUCCAGGGACCGGAGAGACACCCAUACCCUUUGUAGUGAACAGCCUGAGAGUUUUUUUACUUUAGUUUUUGUCUCAUGCAACAACAAAAAAAAAAACGUAAGUUGAUUGGCCGUUGACUCUUUUCGUGACUGAAUAACUUUGGCCAGUGAAUGUUUUGGCUUCCCGUUCUUUAAUCACCUUGUCUCAAUGCGAUUCUUAUUCUUAGUCUGUCUGGCUGCUGCACAACAAACCAGAUCAAACAGGAGGUUUUCCUUUGGUCCGGGCUGUUCUCCUGACUUGAACUGAGUUUGGAUUCAGUGGACUGGGAAGGAUGAUGAGGAUGAAGAUGAUGAUGAUGAUGAUGAUGAUGAUGAUGAUGAUGAUCUUGUAGCUGCGCUGCACUGUGCCUCUGGAAUUCAAUCCCAAGCCAUAUCGGAGGCAAAUCAAAGAUAUACACCAUCCAAGAGGCACUGACAUAAAUUAUAAAGAUGAGGAGGAUGAACCAGUCGAAAUGUCGUCCUCGCUGACACGGACGGAACCAUUCUCGCAGUUCUAACACUUCACCACAAGAGAGUGGUAUAGUACUUUCAGAGCAGAGUGAGACCGUGGACGUAUAACCUGUUAGCUGUCUACAAGAUCACGUCCAGUAGCAAAAUGGCGUCUGACAGUGAUGGUGAAGAAGAUUUUGUGACUUAUGGAACCCCUUUAGAACCUCUCGAAGAAGGUGAGCCCCUGAGGAAGCCGAUCCCAAUUCAGGAUCAGAUGGUCAAGGAUGAGAAGGGACGCUUCAAGAGGUUCCAUGGAGCCUUCACGGGUGGUUUUUCGGCUGGCUACUUCAACACUGUGGGAUCCAAAGAAGGAUGGGCACCAUCGACUUUUGUGUCGUCACGACAGCAGAAAGCGGAAAAACAAAUGGUCAGACCUGAAGAUUUCAUGGAUGAGGAGGAUCUUGGUGAGCACGGCAUAGCGCCCCGCGAGAUCACCACCACGGAUGACUUUGCGUCCGGGAGACGGGACCAGGUGCGGGACAAGGCCCGGGCCAUCACCGCUCUGACCGCGCCCAUCCCGGGGGACACUGUGCUGGAGGACCUUGUUGCUCCGGCCAGGACUUCAGUGGGGGUUGAGCUGCUGAGAAAGAUGGGGUGGAAAGAAGGGCAGGGUGUGGGGCCCCGUGUGAAGAGGAAACCUGCCAAACAGAAGAACGAUGCUGGGUUAAGAGGGUAUGGCUGUGCUUUGCCACCGAAUGGAUCUGAGGAAUCUGAGGAGGAGGAGGAUGACUACGUCCCUGAAAACGUGACGUUUGCGCCGAAAGACGUCAUGCCCAUCGACUUCACCCCCAAAGACGACCUGCACGGGCUGGGGUACCGGGGCCUGAACCCGCAGCAGGCGCUGGUGGGCGGGUCCGGGGCGGGGCACUUUGACCUCUUCACCCUGGACUCGGACAGGGCCAGCAGCCUGCUGGGCGACUCCGGCCCUAAAAACAGGCGGAGGGGCGGGGUAGCGGGUCAGGCGUUUGGCGUGGGGGCGCUGGAGGAGGAGGAUGAUGAUAUCUACCACAGGGACGCCCUCUCCAACUACGACACCGUGCUGGGGGGGGAGGAGCCAGGAGACGGGCUCUUCGGCUGGACGGCGCCACAGCAGUACAGAAACAAGAAAAAAGCGCCCAGUAAAGAUGCAGCUUAUCUGGGUAAAAUACUGGAGGGCUUCACCCUGGCUGCCAACCCCGUGGACAAUAAAACAAUUUUCCCCCCUCCUGUGCUCCCGCGGGACUACAGGCCGGUGCACUACUUCCGGCCCGUGGUGGACCUGUCCACCGUGAGUCCCCAGGUGGCCCAGGCCCUGAAGGCGUCGGCGGGGCACCUGUCCCAGGACUCCCAGCCUCAGGGGCGUCACCAGCUGGACUCCUCUCAGCGGAGAGAGCUGCUGGGGGAGUCGUCUCUGCAAGGGCCCAGCUCAGUCUUUGACCUGCUGGACGGUAAGGACAAGGAGCGUCUGGAGGGACUGCGGAAAGCAGCGCAGGAGAGGAAGCCUGAAGGCUCGUCUGAAGACCGGCGCGUGGCCAUGGUGGCAGCGGGCGUGGCCGCCGCGGGUGCAGCCGCCGCCGCCGCCAGGGCCUCUUCCCAGCAUGCCCUGUCCAGCCGCUUCCAGCCCGCGGGCGCUGAGCAGGCCCUGAGCGCCUGGAGCAGCCCUACGGCGCAGUCCGCCCAGACCUUCAAGCCCUUCGACAAAACCCCGCACAAGCAAGCGCGCUACGACCUGUACAUCAGCAGGCUGAAGCAGGGAGACAAAGGCGCUCUGGAGGCCAGCCUGGACCCCGGGAUGACGGAGUGGGAGCGGGGGCGGGAGCAGGACGAGUUUGUGCGGGCCGCCAUGCUCUACAAGCCCAGCAGCUCGUCCCUGAACAGCCGCUUCACCCGCGCCAAGCACGAGGACGACGGCAGCACCGUGGAGGUCCCGCGUGACCCGGAGGGUGACGCCGACGACAAGCAGGCGGCGGUGAAGAUGAAGAUGUUCGGGAAGCUGACGAGGGACACGUUUGAGUGGCACCCCGACAGACUGCUCUGCAAGCGCUUCAACAUCCCUAACCCUUACCCCGAGUCAGGGCUUGUGGGACUGCCCAAGGUAAAAAGAGACAAGUUCUCCGUGUUCAAUUUCUUAACCAUGACGGACGGCGGCGGUGUGUCCGUCCUUCCUCUCCCUGUUCGAGCAGGUGCCCCCAAAUCUGCAGAACCGGCGAAGAGGUCGAGGUGGGACGUGUCGGCCCAAGCCAGCGCGGCGAAGGACCCCCUCAGCGAGUUCCUGAGCGAGGCUCGCUGCCUGGCCUCGUCCACACCGCAAGAGCAGGGCAGCCAGGAGGGCGGCGCCCCAGCACCAGACGCUGCUGCAGAGUCGAAAGCAGAGCCGCAGCAGGAAGAGGAGGAGGAGGAAGAGGAGACCCGGCCGCCCAUGGAUUUGUUCAAGGCCAUCUUCGCCAGUUCAUCCGACGAGAAGUCUUCCUCGUCGUCUGAGGGGGAGAGCGAGGACGAGCAGGAGGAAGGUGGCCAGGAACAGCCAGGGCCUCAGGCAGUGAGCCAGCCCAACACAGGCCCCCACCCGCCAGCUGCUGCAGCUCCACCCACCCCCACCCCAGCCCCGGCCCAACGAGAAGUGAAAGCUGCCCCAGUGGCGAGUGGGUCCUCUGGCGUCCCUCCCCAGGGCCGGAGAGAGGAAGAGGAGGAGUUUGGGCCCAGACUGCCGCCUCCGUCAUACCCUUGGGGACAGCAGCUUUCCUCCUCAGUCCCUCCAUCCAAGGAGGAAAAACACAAGAAGAAAUGCAAAGAGAAGCACAAGGCCAAGAAGGAGCACAAACACAAGAAGGAGAAAAAGCACAAGAAGAAACACAGGAAGCACAAACACAAGGGAAAGCAGAAGAAGAAGAAGGCGGCGGAGGACUCCGGCAGCAGUUCCGGUGCCUCGGCGGACAGCGGCAGCGACUCGGACGACGGCCCUGGCGCUUUGUCGACCGAGGAGCUGCUGAAAAGGCUGAAAACUCUCGGUGGGAAGAAAGUGCUUUGAAUGCGCUGAAACGGAAGAAGCGCACGUGUCCUCUGUGAGGAUGCCCUUUGGCUCACUGCUGUGGUGUCACGUGGUGCUCAACGCAUAGCAUACGUUGUAUAGCCCCGUUCAGAGCCCUGUACAGACGGAUCCUCAGUUCCCUCAGACUGCAGCUGGGAACUGCUCAGUAGAGUGCCACAGGAAUUGGAAGUGAAUUAUGAUUCUUUAUGACUCUUUAUUUUACAGUUUCUAAAGACUGUAGAUUUUCAAGUCGUCACCCAUCAAGAUGGUGGAGAUUUUGUUUUUAAAUAAAUGCGAACUUGGCAGAGUGUAAAUAUUUGGACUUUUAAUUUAGAUAUUUGGUUGUGGAUUUUUGAUGAAGUUUGUAUUAAACAUCGACAUCUUGGGGUUUUAA